Molecule: messenger RNA, 823 nt
Organism: Planococcus citri (citrus mealybug)
Lineage: Eukaryota; Metazoa; Arthropoda; Insecta; Hemiptera; Pseudococcidae
Exons: 3
Coding region: 221-778 (185 amino acids)
Source: RefSeq, a predicted model, not a curated record
CUAGAUCAAAGUUUAACUUAGUUCGCCACAGAUGUACCAAGUGUUUAUCAGUUCAUAUCACGAAAUAUAAAGAACAAGUAUAUUAACAUACCUACGCACAUUUGAGUGUAUUUUUUUUUGUAGUGAAUAAUAAAAAAACAAUCCGUGAGAAAGAAUACUUUUGUGGAAAAAAAAUGCUUUUAUAGUUUCACAUUUUUGUAGUGUUGGAAGUAACGUAAAAAUGGCUAAUUUUCAUCGGAAUUCUCGACAAACGAAGCGAGAUUAUUUCGGAUUUUCAUUCAUCACAAUCUUAUGCAUUGUAUCCGUUCAAGUAUUACUUUGCUCAGCUAGACCCAGCUUAGAGGACGAUGCCAGUAAUGAAAAUCCGACUGGACAAAAUCCCACUAACGGUGUGGUAAAGUCAGUAAAAGAAUUACCUUUGAUGGAAGACGAAAAAGCUGACGACGAAGAGGCGAUCGAAGGCGAACCGGAAGACCCAGAAAUUGACGAAGCAGAGGAAUCGUAUGAUACUGAAGCUGAGGCACCCACAGAGAACACACCCAUUAAGAAGUACACCGAACCUAGGGAGACACCGUCCACAUCGAGCUCUACUACACCCAAAAUAUCACAUUUACCUGGCAAGUCCGAGGAUGAUGAAAAUGAUGAAUCACCAAGGGAAUCCAACUCUUCGACCGUAGAAUCUCCGACGACUGAUAUAAAUACUAACCAUGGUUUAAUGCGCAAAAAUUACUGCUUUGUUCUGUUUAUUCCAGUAUUGUCAUAUAUUUUUUUAAUGUAGAUUUCAGCUGAUCCAAUGAUUCAAUAAAGAUAUUUUUUUUCAAAA